This is a messenger RNA of Capsicum annuum, 990 nucleotides long. Its product is annotated as probable LRR receptor-like serine/threonine-protein kinase At3g47570. NCBI's taxonomy places the organism in Eukaryota, Viridiplantae, Streptophyta, Magnoliopsida, Solanales, Solanaceae. The record is from RefSeq and is a predicted model, not a curated record. The transcript is spliced from 3 exons. Gene Ontology annotation, molecular function: protein binding. Bases 1 to 990 code for a protein of 329 amino acids.
AUGGAGAAAGCCUUCAGUUCUUUUCUCUUAAUAGUACUCUUGCUGCUUCUCUAUGUUAUGGCUAGUUCACCCAUGACCAAAACCAACAUUACCACUGAUCAAUUGGCUCUUCUCUAUUUGAAAUCCCAAAUCAUUUCAGACCCUUCUCACUUCUUGGAUGAAAGUGUGUCUCCCGCUAUUUCUGUUUGCCAUUCGGUGGGAGUCACUUGUGGUUCUCGCCACCAGCGAGUGAAGUCCUUAAAUCUUUCUAACAUCGCUCUUAUAGGCAGGAUUCCCCGUAAAUUUGGGAAUCUCUCAUUUCUUGUUUCUCUUGACUUGGGAAUCAACAAUUUCCAUGGAAAUUUGCCUCAAGAAAUGACACGCUUGCGUUGGCUUAAGUUUCUUGAUUUAAGUGUCAAUAACUUCAGAGGGAAGGUUCCCUCUUGGUUUGGAUUCUUACACCAUCUUCAAGUUCUAAAUCUUGUAAAUAAUAGUUUCACUGGUUCCAUCCCUUAUUCUUUUUUUAAUAUGUCCACACUUGAGACUUUAAAUCUGAACUUCAACUCCAUAGAUGGUAAAAUCCCAAAAGUGAUUGGAAGUCUUAUAAACCUUAGAGAAUUAAGGUUGCGAGUCCUUGCAUUUACUGGCAAUAGCCUAUCAGGAAGUCUUCCCAAUGGUUUAUUCAAUGGUCUACCAAUACUCAAAGGGCUUUAUCUGUCUUCUAACAAGCUUCAUGGUCAUAUGCCUACAAGCUUGUCAAAUUGUUCACAACUUCAAGUAUUGUCUUUAUCGGAAAAUGAGUUUGAUGGACCAAUACAUAGUGAAAUUGGAAGAUUGAGUAACUUGCAGAUAUUGUAUCUGGGAACGAACCAUUUCACUGGUAUAAUUCCACAAGAAAUUGGAAAUCUUGUUAAUUUGGUAGAGUUAGCCAUGGAGGAUAAUAAGAUUACUGGCUCUGUCCCGAUCUCCAUAUUCAAUAUCUCAUCGCUGCAAGUUUUGUCAGCGUGGUAG